UUUAUUUGCUGGAUACAGUCUGUCACCAAACAAAAACCCCACCCUCUCUCUCUCUCUCUCUCCCCACAUAUCUCUCUACUUGCAUUCUCUCUCAGGUCUCUCCAACCGUACGUCUGUCUCUGUUUGUCUCUACAUACAUACAUAGCUCUCUGCUAGCCUAGCCAAGGUUUUACGAUCGCCGCCGGCUAAACCGAACUUCUCGUUGAGUCUAGCUGACUUGCCGUCGCCGCACAAGUAUUAGUUCUUGAAUCCUGCAAGAGGGAAGCACACAGCAGUUCUUUCUAUAUCCAUGCUGGCGGAGAGCAUGCGUGGAGUCUGUUCAUUGGGUAAUGCCCCAGAAGAAGUUUGAUGCUGAUGCGCUCGGCGUGGUGACAAUCUGUUUAGUUGCAAUUCUUGUUCUGAUCUGUGUGAUAUGCAUCGUGUACUCCUUUUAUUUUCGUAGUCGCGUCCAUAACCAGGGUUUUGUUCAGCUUGGCUAUUUUAGCGGUCCUUGGAUUAUACGAAUUGCUUUUAUCGUGUUUGCAAUUUGGUGGGGUGUUGGUGAGAUCAUAAGGUUAAACUUUAUAAGACGUGAAGGAAGAGCUUUGAAUGCUAACUAUAAAUGGCAGAAAACUGUUUGCAAAUGCUACAUUGUUUCAAACCUAGGGAUGGCAGAACCUUGCCUUUUUCUCACACUUGUGUUUCUCCUACGUGCAUCAUUAAAGGAGACAGAGUCUGGGACAUUGAACCAAAAAUGGAAUUACAAAACAGCCGGUUAUAUUCUUCUUUUCUGUUUUCCUGUGUUCAUUCUUCAGUUAAUGGUGAUUUUAAUAGGACCAAAGUUCAAUAAAGGCGGGAGUUAUAAGCGUCACUUGCCACAUUAUUUCACAAACACAGUAGGAGCUACAAAGCAGGCUGAUGAUGAUACUGCUCUCUGUACCUUUCCUUUAUUGAGCACCAUAUUUCUGGGUAUAUUUGCCAUGAUGAUAACUACAUAUUUGUUCUUGCUUGGAAGGAGGAUUCUGUAUUUGGUCAUCAAUAAGGGGUUGCAGAGGAGGGUUUAUACUUUAAUAAUUUCAGUUGCUAGUUUCUUUCCUUUGAGGGUUCUGUUACUUGGUUUAUCUGUUCUGUCGAAGCCUGAACAUUUUUGGUUUGAGGCUCUUGCUUUUUUGGCUUUUCUUUCCUUUUUAUGUUGUGCUGGGGUGGGUGUUUUUUUGCUGGUGUACUUUCCAAUUGCUGAUUCGCUAGCCUUGAAGAAUUUACAGGACUUGGAAGCUAUGAGAAGGAUAAGUGAUGAAUAUGCUGACACCAUUUCACUACUUGCAAACAGAACUACCAUUGAAGAGAUUGACGCUGGUAGUAGUUCUGGUACUUCAAAUAAGCAUGAGUCGGCAUUGUUCGGGACAAUGGACAAUUAUGAAAGCAUGGGCAGGUUUGUGGAAUUGAGCCUAUUCUCUGCUAGCCAGCAUUCAUCUCCACCCGGAUCACCUCAGCUUCUUAGAUGACCUACGCUCCCUGGCUCUCUGCUGCUUAACAGCAUAAGAUCUAAAAGCAAAUUAGCCGUGAAAUAGGUAUGCAGUUGUGCCAUUGCAGAAACUCAGUUUUGAAGUUGUAAAGUAUCUAGCGUUAACUUGGUAGUAUUAGCUAUUUGUUGACAUUAGCUUAUUGCUACCACUGUAUUUUGGGUUGCCAGGCUAUGCUGUUACUAAAAUCAGUCCAUAAUCAAUAUAAUCUUCCGACUGAAGGCAUCAUUUCUUGGUUUUCAUUUACGUAGAAUCUUUAUUCUCUUAAUGCCUCUUGUUUCAUCUACAUAUUUUAGACGUACACAAAUAAUUUACAUGCGGAGAAAAAUGUACGAUUCAUGAAUACGUAGUAACUAAAGAUGGUAUGAAUUUAGUUCAUAGAAUUCAAGAUUGGAUAUCAUUUUGUCAAAUAUUUUUAUCUUAAAAGAAAAAUCCUCAAAACAAUAUAGUUCAGAAGAACCUGAGUUAAAAUAUGACCAAUGUUAUCCAAAACAUUCAAUCAGGAUGUUCCGCAAAAGAAUAGCAUAUCAUAUUUAGCAAAAAAAAAAAAAAAAAAAAAAAAAAAAAAAAAAGAAAAAAAAAAAAGAA
This is a messenger RNA of Daucus carota subsp. sativus, 2090 nucleotides long. RefSeq lists its product as uncharacterized. The record is from RefSeq and is a predicted model, not a curated record. The transcript has 2 exons. Lineage: Eukaryota; Viridiplantae; Streptophyta; Magnoliopsida; Apiales; Apiaceae. The coding region runs from base 330 to 1484 and encodes 384 amino acids.